Messenger RNA from Paramecium octaurelia, 1455 nucleotides. The record is from the annotation of a GenBank genome assembly. NCBI's taxonomy places the organism in Eukaryota, Ciliophora, Oligohymenophorea, Peniculida, Parameciidae.
AUGGAGCAAAACAUUCCUCAUCAGUUGGUAAUUCGGAACAAAAAUGGAGUGUAUCUUUCCAAUAUGUUGGCAAAGUCAGAUGAGGAAAUGCAAUUGAUUAAUUAGGAUGGAAAUGCCUAAUUGAUCGUUUUGGAAAAUCAAAUAGUCAUGUUCAAUAAGUAAUCUAUCAAGCUCCAUGAUUAUAAAUAACAAAUUAAGGAACAAGAGUUUACCAACCUGUAGAAUAUCCAUCUUACAGAAUCUAAAUAAAAUCUCAUUAUUAUGGAUAAAUUGGAUUAACAACAAUACUAAUUGCAAAUAUUAAAGUUUCCUUCAUUAGAAUCAAAGGGUAUCAAUUUCAAUCUUAAAAAUUUCAAAAGAGAAGCUUGGCCAAUCUUAAAAUUUUCAUUUGAAGAUUAAUACUUUUUUAUUAUUCAAAAUUAAAAGUUACAUUGUUAUGCUGAUAAUUAAUGUGUCUAUUAAACUGAUGUUGGAAAUUGUGAAUAUUUUAGUGUUUAACCUAAUACUCAAAAACCGUUGGUUGUUUGCUAUAGUUUAAUGGAUUUCAAUAUUAAGGAAUCCUUUUUAAAGAUAGUUGACAUGAAUGGCAAAAUCAAAUAUGAAAAGAAAUUGCAUUAAACUAGUGAUUUGGAAGUGAUUUGGUCACCAAAUGGAUAAUCUUUAUUAAUAAAUAAAGGGUUCCAUGAAGACAAUACAAAUAAAAGUUAUUUUGGAUAAAAUUAAGUUUUGUUCUAUGAUUUCCCUAAAAAUGCUCUAAGAGAAUUGCCAACAUAUGAAGGACCCAUUCAUCAUGUUUAAUGGUCACCAUCUUCUAAAGAAUUCAUCUUAUUAUCUGGUUUCAUGCCAUCCGGAGCUGUUAUGUAUGACAAUACUUGUAAACCACUUUUCGAAUUCGGAAAAGAUCAUAAGAAUAAAAUUAUUUGGGGAAAUGGUAGAUUUGUUAUGAUUUGUGGAUUCGGUAAUCUGGAUGGCUCCAUCCAUAUUUGGGAUGCUAAAACUCUUAAAUAAGUUAGUACAAACAAAUACAAAUCAGCGAGUUUAUGUCACUGGUCACCAUGUAGUCGAUACUAUGUUUGUGCAAAAGUAACACCCAGAAUGAAUGUAGACAAUUAAUAUUCACUCUUUGAUUAUCAUGGUAAAGAAAUAAUCAAUAGAAAAUUCUUGGAAUUAUAUGAUGUGUAAUUUAGACCUUCAAAUAUUAAAUUUGAGGAAAGACCUCCUACUCCUCCUAAACAAAUUCAGUAAGAACCACCAAAAAAAUAAUUCAUUGCCUUUGCUGAUAAUCCACUUGCAUAAUAAAUGAGAGCUAUGAAGGCAGGAGAAGGCGCAAGAGUAUUACAAGUUGAUGAAACCUUUGGAAAACAAUCUAACAAUAACUUCCCUCCUGGCUAUGAACCUCCAAAAGAAAAGAAGAAAAGAGUAAGAAAGCCAAAAUAAUAGUAAUAAUAAUAAUGA